Molecule: messenger RNA, 11058 nt
Organism: Ceutorhynchus assimilis (cabbage seed weevil)
Lineage: Eukaryota; Metazoa; Arthropoda; Insecta; Coleoptera; Curculionidae
Source: the annotation of a GenBank genome assembly
CUCGCCUUUAUUGUAAGAGGGCGGCAAAAUCGGUUUAGGUUACAGUGCGUUUAGGUAUCUGUAGGAAUCGCUCUUUUCUGUGUAAGUCUACACUUCGAUGUAAAAAUAAAAAUUUGUCAUGACAGAGAGGUAAAAUUUGCGCAGACCAUUGAAUAAAAUCGUAUUCGUACACCGCGCAAUGUCCAAUACGAUACGAGUAUAGAGUUCUGUCAGUUUGGUGGAAUAUGGCGAAAGUGAGUAUCGGGUUUUGUGAUGAUAUAAGUGCAAUCGUGUGACUUGACUUGAUAUGUUUGAAAAUGGAUAAUAACAUGAUCAAGAAAGUGUGAUAAUUGUUUAAAUUGAACUUGUUUAUUUGGGUUCUUUACGAAAAACAAGCAAAAUGUCGACAGACAAGAUUAAAGUUGCUGUUAGGCUCCGUCCUUUUAACCGAAGGGAACUUGAACUUGGAACACAAUGCGUCGUAGAGAUGGAUGAUCAUCAAACUAUUAUUCAUCAAUCUACGAUUCUAGAUAAAGUAGAACGAAAACAACCAAAAACCUUUGCUUUCGACCACUGUUUUUGUUCAGUGGAUCCGAACCAAAAAAACUUUGCGUCCCAGGAAGUCGUUUUCGAUUCACUAGGAAGAGAUAUACUUGACAAUGCGUUCCAAGGAUACAAUGCAUGCAUUUUCGCUUAUGGACAAACAGGUUCUGGAAAAUCUUAUACUAUGAUGGGUUCACAAGACAGCAAAGGCAUUAUACCAAGGCUAUGCGACACGUUAUUUGAUCUAAUAGCUAAGCGACAAAAUUCAGAACUAUCUUAUAAAGUAGAAGUGAGCUACAUGGAAAUUUAUAAUGAACGGGUGCACGAUCUACUAGAUCCACAAACCAACAAACAGUCCCUAAAAGUACGCGAGCACAAUGUUUUGGGACCUUAUGUGGAUGGCUUAUCACAGCUUGCAGUAACAGCAUUUCAGGACAUCGAUAACUUAAUGGCAGAAGGCAAUAAAUCAAGGACUGUAGCAGCAACGAAUAUGAAUAGUGAAUCGUCUCGAUCUCAUGCAGUGUUCACUGUAAUCCUAACUCAAACUUUGUUAGACACCAAAAGUGGAGUGACAGGAGAAAAAGUAAGUCGAAUGUCUUUGGUAGAUCUAGCUGGAUCCGAAAGAGCUGUGAAAACUGGAGCAGUAGGAGAUCGACUUAAAGAAGGUUCUAACAUCAACAAAUCCCUGACUACUCUUGGUCUAGUCAUCUCUAAACUGGCAGAUCAGUCGUCUGGCAAACAAAAGGACAAAUUUGUGCCAUACAGGGACUCAGUAUUAACCUGGUUACUUAAAGAUAAUUUAGGAGGUAACAGCAAGACUGUGAUGGUGGCUACAAUUUCACCUGCGGCAGACAAUUUUGAAGAAACUUUAUCCACUUUGAGAUAUGCUGACAGGGCAAAGAGAAUUGUUAAUCAUGCUGUGGUUAAUGAAGAUCCUAAUGCCCGGAUGAUUAGAGAAUUAAGAGCGGAAGUUGAGACUCUGAAGGAGAUGUUGAAACAUGCAACAGGUUCUCCAGUAGGUGACAUACAACGAGUGGACAUCCACCAAAAAUUAAGUGAGAGUGAGAAGCUUUAUAAAGAAGUAUCCCAAACCUGGGAAGAAAAAUUAAUGAAAACGGAACGAAUACAAAAUGAGCGACAGCAAGCUCUAGAGAAAAUGGGCAUUAGCAUUCAAGAUUCUGGCAUUAAAGUAGAGAAAAAUAAAUACUAUCUAGUAAAUUUGAAUGCAGAUCCAUACCUGAAUGAAUUGUUAGUAUAUUACUUAAAGGAUCGCACUGUAGUUGGACAAAGAACAUCGGGAUCAGAUUUUGAGCCUGAUAUACAACUCUCAGGUUUGGGUAUACAGCCAGAACAUUGUGUAAUUACUAUAGAAGAAAAUGGAUUGUUCCUUGAACCUCUUGCCAAUGCCAGAUCCUGUGUAAAUGGAUCUCAAGUUAGUCAGAAAACACAAUUGAGACAUGGAGACAGAAUUGUCUGGGGAAAUCAUCAUUAUUUCAGAGUUAACUGCCCCAGAUCUAUUUCUGCUACAUCCGAGCCUCAAACUCCAGCACAAAAUAUCGAUUAUAAUUUUGCACGAGAUGAGCUUAUGUCCAACGAGCUUAGUAAUGAUCCUAUACAAGCUGCGAUAGCUCGUUUAGAAAAACAACAUGAAGAAGAUAAACAAGUUGCAUUAGAAAAACAAAGAAUUGAAUAUGAAAGACAAUUUCAACAAUUUCGUAACAUGGUAUCACCUUCUACCCCAUAUUCUCCAUAUUCUUAUGAUCCAUUGAGGAUAGGUUUUGGUAAAACAACCCCCUGCACACCCACUACUCAGAUGCGAGUAGAGAAAUGGGCACAAGAGCGUGAUGAAAUGUUUAGAAGAAGCAUUGGGCAGCUCAAGGAAGACAUUUUGAGAGCGAAUUCUUUGGUGCAAGAAGCUAAUUUUUUGUCGGAAGAAAUGGGACGGCAGACUAAAUUUAGUGUAACUUUGCAAAUACCUCCUGCUAAUUUAAGUCCAAAUAGAAAGAAAGGAGCAUUUGUUAGCGAACCAGCCAUUUUAGUGAAAAGGGGCCUUUCUAGUCAGGUAUGGUCUAUGGAGAAACUGGAAAACAAAAUCAUUGAUAUGAGAGAAAUCUAUGAGGACCAAAGCAGGACAAAUAGUUUUAGUGAGGAAGAUGAAUUGUUAGGGAAAGAUCCAUUUUUUGAAUCACAAGAGAAUCACAAUUUAAUUGGUGUGGCAAAUAUAUUUUUAGAAGCUCUAUUUUAUGAUGUAAGUUUGGAUUACCAUACACCUAUAAUAAGCCAACAAGGAGAAGUGGCAGGACGUUUACAGGUUGAGUUAACUCGUGUGGCAGGUGCCUUACCCCAAGAUAGAAUUUGUGAAGCUGCUUCAGACAAUUUGUCAGAUUGCAGUCACGAAGAUGACGACCCAGUUAGCUCCUCAUUAACAUGUCGUGUACACAUAAAACAAGCAACCGGAUUACCUAUCUCAUUGUCUCACUUCGUUUUCUGUCAUUACACCUUCUGGAAUCACGAAUCAGUUGUAGUACCUGACAAGAACUCUGCUGAAACGACGUAUGAAAAUAAUCAGAACCAUUCCACUAAUGCUAAAUUUGAAGAUUCAAGAGAAUUUACAGUUACUCUUUCAGAGGAGUUCAUAGAACACUGUGCAGAAGGAGCAUUAUCCAUAGAAGUAUGGGGGAACAGAAGUGCAGGUUUUUCCAAAUACAAACCUGGUUGGGAAGUCGAACAACAACUGGCAACUGCGAGAUCCCUAAUUGACAGAUGGUCAGAGUUAACUAGAAAAAUAGAAUUAUGGGUUGAAAUUCAAGAGCUAAAUGAUUUAGGAGAAUACGCUGCUGUGGAAGUCCUCAUGAAAAAUGAUAUGUUAACUGGAGGUGUUUAUCAACUACGGCAAGGACAGCAAAGAAGAAUACACGUAAGAGUAAAACCAACUCAAAACUCUGGCACGUUGCCGAUUAUAUGUCAGCAAAUAAUUAAAAUAGAAGUAGGAGGCGUAAUGGUAAGGAAUCGUCUUCAAAAACCUUUGGAUUCUUACCAAGAAGAAGAUCUCACAGCUUUGAGAGAAAAAUGGAAUGAUGCACUACAAAAGCGUAAGCAAUAUCUGCACUCCCAACUACAAAAUUUAUCUGAGAAAGCUGAUAAGACAGAACAAGAUCUUGAAAGAGAAAAAAGUCUUAUGGAACAAUUAGUUAAUUUGACUGAAGAAACAAAUGCAGUAUAUGUACCACAGCCAGGAACUGGUAUUCCUGGUGCACCAGCAAAGUGGAAUCCACCUCCUGGGAUGGAACCACAUAUUCCAGUAUUGUUUUUAGAUUUAAAUGCCGACGAUCUUUCCACUCAUCCAUCUGGAGAAGAAGUAACAGUAUCCGGUAUAAAUUCUAUUUUACCAAAAGAGGAUGGAAGACAAUUUUAUGAACUUAAAAUUUUGCAACAUUUGGAAAAGGACGUAUGCGCCGUUGCCAGCUGGGAUUCUUCAAUUCAUGAUAGUCAAUACCUUAAUAAAAUUACAGAACCUAACGAAAGAGUUUAUAUGAUAUUGAGAAUAACAGUCCGCUUGUCACAUCCAGCACCAAUGGACUUGGUAUUAAGAAAACGUCUUGCUAUCAACAUUUAUAAGAAGCAAAGUCUAACAGAACGAAUUAAAAAAAGGAUAGUGAGAACCGAUCUUGUAACAACUUGUGGUGUUACUUACUUAGUUGUAUCUAACGUACCGAAAGCUAGUGAAGAAUUAGAAGAUAGGGAAAGUCUUGCUCAGUUAGCAGCUUCUGGGGAUAACAGUACUUCUUUGUGUGAUGGAGAAACUUACAUAGAAAAAUACACUAGGGGAGUGAGUGCAGUUGAAAGUAUUUUAACUUUGGAUCGUCUACGUCAGAGUGUAGCUGUUAAAGAACUGUUACAAGCCAAAGGACAACCUCUCAUGAGGAAAACUGUCAGUGUUCCAAAUAUCUCUCAGACUUUGGAAACAAAGGGGCUGUUGAGAUUUGAUACUUUGAGCACCGAAUCCUUACACAUGUCAAGGUCAGAAAGUGUUUCGGAUUUGAACAGCGAACUGCAUGGUAUAACUGCUUUGAGAUCAAGAAGCAGUAUAGGAAAAGAUAGUGAAAUUACACCACCCAAAACUUAUGGAGGUUUGGCCCGCCCCACAUUCCUAAAUCUGAACUUAAAUUUGAAUUCCCUAAGAUUGCAACAGCCAACGAGCGCUACCAAAAUUUUCUCUGGUAUAACUUCACCAGCCAAUGCUAAGAUAGGCUUAAGAAUGACCACCCUGCAUGAAGAGCCCUCAAAAACAUUGCCACGAAAGCAUUCUUUCGAUUUUCUUGACGAGCUCAUUGAGGAACAAGGAGAAGAUGGUUUAGAUGACAAAAGAAGUCACCAGUAUAAUCAUCGGGGUGGAAAGAGUACAAAACGGGCCCUUUUACCUACAUCCCGUACCUUAGAUUCUCUCACCGAAUUAGCGCCCAAAACCAGCACUCCAUCCGCUAGUUCUAGCGGAUACGGUUCCCAAGCUGUAUCAAUCACUAAUCUUUCUAGUGACGACUCUUUGUCCUUAAAAAGUAUUAGUGUCGACGAUACACCUGAUUUGGAGUGUAAACCUCUUCAUGUGGAAGCACAGUCCAUUUUAAGAGCUGAAAAAGUUGUGUCGCAUGUUAUGAGAUUAACGUUACCGGAAGAUGACACAGAAGACACAGCUACAAAUGAAGAAAGUUCAGAAGAUAUGGUGCAGAGUUCAAACAGCGAUUCAAACUUAACACAAGAAAAAGAAAAUAUAAUUAAACUAAGUUUGUCACCUGGUAGGGUAGUGAGAAGAAAAAAACAUUCUACAAAAAAUUCUAUUGCGAAAUCUUUAUCGGCAUCACAACGACGUUCCAGUUUGAGAAAUCGGUCAAUGGAGAAAUUGGAUAAUAUGAGUCUAAGUAUAUCAUCACAUGAAGCUGAUUUAAUGAACACUUCUUCGGACAGAUUUGAAGAUGAUCGGCAUAGUAGCUAUGGGUCAAGACAUGACCUAUCCAAAAUUUCAGAUUUUCCAGUCCCUGAAUGGGUCGUGUUGGGUGAAAGUGUUCUUAUCAGGCCUUCCAAUUCAUCUGGGGUGGUUGCUUAUAUUGGCGAAACCGAUUUCGCAUCGGGAAUUUGGAUUGGAGUAGAGCUAGAUGCACCUAAAGGUAAAAAUGAUGGGAGCAUCAAUGAAGUUCGUUAUUUUACUUGCAAACCAAAACACGGAAUGUUUGUCAGAGCUGACAAAUUAACUCUCGACCGUAGAGGCAGGGCAAUGAGAUUGGAUAAAGCAGCCAACUUGCUUUAUAAAGAUGGCACUCUGCAAAGAUCAAAGUCAAGGAAUAGCGGAUUAAACAACGUUGGAACUCGAGUGAGCUCAAAGGCAAAGUAAAGCAACAUUAACUCUGAAAAACAUAGGUAUAUUUGGCUUCAGUUGGGGCACAAGAAUCGCAGUUUUCAGAAAAUAAAAAAAUCGAUUAUUGGUAUAAGCCAAAUUUUAGAGAAACCAUUUUAUUAUAUAGACUCAUUAUAUAACCAUCCAUUAGAUCCACCCUAAUUGCUUCCAUUAGCCCCUGGAUUAACCUGGCACAUUUAUAUUUGUACGUGUGCCGUCCAUGGCAUGGCAUAAAAUGUAAUCGUCCUUGCCAUUUUAUAGUUCCAAAUAUGCACUUUAUACACUGUUUGUGUUGCACGCUAUUUAUUCCAUAGGUAAUAUUUUAAUUAUUAUUUAAUUGAGGGGUAAACAUCAAUUAUGAUGAGAGUUUAUAAUAAGAUAAUUGAGGAUCAUAGGUAAAUUGUACCUAGGCAAAAUUUAAUAACUUGCAAUAGCAAUAUUUAAAGACAAUGACUUACCUUAGUUGCACAAAAGGUCCAAUCUAGGUAUGUGUUUCUGAUGUCUGUUUAACUUCAGAACUUUCAGUUACUACAAAAUUUUUUGAAUAUGUUACCCUAAAAAUGUUGCUCAUUUAAUAACUGUACUCAAUGUAGGUAGUUAUGUAGAUAAUUUCUAUUUAUUAGAGAUCGCGGAACUAUUUUUGAGGUAAAUGCACGCACACUGCAACUUUUAGUUGAACAUUUUCUAAACCAAUAUUUAUGUAUGGCACAAAGGAAAAUAUCAAGUGACCUUUUACCUUCUGAAAAUGACCAUCCAAUUUUUUUCUUAUUAUUAUGUUCUCAUAUAAAAGGAAUCUACAUAGUUGUUAUUCAUAUAAUUUAAAAUAAAACGUACCUCCUAUAGUUUUACGCCAAUUUGAUGGAAAUUCUCUGUCGCGCAUACUUUGCACUUAAAUUGGUUAUUGUUAAGUUUUCUCAUUCAUAGAGAGUUGAAGAAAAAAAAUUAAUUGUACUGCUUGCAUUAAAAUUACCUUAACAAUAAUAUCAAUUUACUAAAAUCAAAUCAAGACAAGAUGCUCAGCAGGUGUGGUGGAAGUUACCUCAUGAACAUUUUCAAAAGCAAGCGUCCGUUGUAAAUUCCUUGAUUUUUUGACAUUCGCCUUUGUGACCUCUUUGUGCUAUUAGGGUAUUUUAUUAUCAAUAAACAACUGCAACUUUUAUCGAAAAAAUCCAAAAGUUUUUAUCCCUCGAGUGAUACAGAAAAAAGAAGCCAACAAGCUCUGCAAUAAUUUUUGUUGUAUAUGUUCAGCCACAUACAUAUCUACCUCUGCUUCUGUAACAGCACAAUUGACCAGUGAAAUAAAAUAAGUGUUGCUAAAGAGUGUGGUAGAUUGUUCUUGUUUUUUAUUGUAGCAUUAUAUUUUUAGAACAAACACUUGUAAGCACUGACCAAGUUGUGUUUGUUGCGUCACUAGGUUUUCUUGUUUUUAAGCAUUUAUUUCUGUGAUAUUGUUAGUUCGCACAGGAGCACUAUCAAAAUCACCAAGCUACACGUUAUUUUUUUAGUAACAAACAAUUUUAUAAUAUGCCAACUGUUAAGUCUUGUGUAGUUUGGCUAGCUUUGUUGGACCGCAUUCAACAAAACAUAAUUUUGCGUGUGCUAUAAAUCUAAGCCAAUUUUUAGAUUAUAAGAGAAUAAUAUGUUACAUUAAAUUAUGAAAUUAGAAGUCAGGCAUAAAGUAUUUAAAAAUUAUCUGUGUCUUUAGAUUAGGGUAAACUCAAUAGCUGAUAUAUUUUUGCUGAUAUUUUUUGCAAAAUAAAUGUUGUUAAAUUUGAUUCAGCCAUAUAGAGGGUGCUAGAGCCAAAAAAAUUGAAUUUUGCCGUUUGAAUAACCACGAAGGUAACAAGAUGUGGUUUGGAGAGGAUGAGUUAAGAUUUAUUGAUGAUGUGCUAAAUUUCCAAACAAAACUAAAUUGUAAAUGAACCAUCAGAAAACCAUCUACCCACUCUUGAAAAAAAAUGUAUAGGUCAUUAGAAAACUCUUAAAUUUCUCAAUGCUUAUCUGUGCAGACAAGCUCUUACAAAAAAAUGGUGAAAACUAUUAAAAAAACCUCCUGAUUGAACUACAUUUUGUAAUUUUUGUUACUUUGACACUGCAAAAUAUCACAUUUUUGGAUAAAACAUCCUGUAUUUAAUUAUUAUGUGAUUUAUCUACCACCCAUAAUAUCAACAUGGAAAAGUAAUAAGCUGAAUUAGUUUUUAAAAUUAUUAAGAGAAUAGGGAAUUAUUCUCUAUUCAUUAACCAAUGCAUUCCAUGUUACAUUUAUUGUAUAAGACGCAAUAUCUUCUAGUCCAAUAUGAUUUAUAUAAUUAUUAUUGCUCAGUGAUGUGUUUUAAAUCACCAACCACAACCAAGGUUUAGUCGUCCAAAUUGAUUAGUCUUUUGACAUUGAUCAUAUAGAAUAAAAACUAGACCUUUCUACCUGUCCAUUCUAAAAUAAAUUCUGUCCAGUUUAAUAAAAUUAGGAGUUGUAUCUCUAAUAAUUGAGUGGACUAUUAUUUUUUCGUGUGGUUCAAUAAAUGUUAAUAAUAUGUGUAUACAUUGAAUUGUAAAAAGGGAAGGAGAGUUUAAAAUAGCAUUGAGGAGAGGCAGUCCUUUGAUAAUAUAGAAUGUUUGCUCAUACUUAAUUAUGUAUUUUUGUCAGCAAAAUAGCCAAUAUGAAAAAAUUCUGGCAGUACCACUCUUAUUGUGCUAAGAUUUAAAGAAAAAAUGUAUAAUAUUAAUAUUAUAUCUCAUAUUCUGGCUGUAUAUUUUUUUUUUUAUACAAAAGCCCAUUCAAUAAUAGAUUUCUUCAAAUCUUUUGAAGAGCAAUAUAGUAACUUUCCGAUUUGUUCAUACAUUUGCUUUCAAGUUUUAAUGAUUAUCAAUACAUGUCAUAAUUUCAAACACUUCCCUCACUUUUUAUAAAUCAGUGUAUUUUUUACUUUAGCCUUAAGCGUCAAGAUAUUUCCAAAUUUAAAUUAUUUUAGAAAAUGUAAAGAAAAAAUGUCCACUCCAAAUUCAUUAAAUUUAUAUUCAUAAACAUUAAAAACUAUGUAGCUUCAAUUGAAACUCUUUGUACACAUACAUAAGAAUAUUUUUUGGUAUCACAAAUUGUAAUAUAGACAUACAUAGGUACACAUUCAAUAUCUAUUUUGCAUUAUUUAAAAUAUAAAAAUACUUAACCAUAAAAUGCAGUAUAAUAGUGAUAAACAUUUGUCAUUUUUUAGGCAAUAUUCAAAUAAUUUGAAGUAUUUGUAGCAAUAAUGUAAGUAGAAAAUAUUUUUAAUAAUAGGUAUAUUUGCAAAAGAUCAGUUUUUAGUCAUUAUUCAAUAAAAUAUUUUUUGUGUAACCAGUGUAACCAAUUUAUUAAUAAUUUUAUUUUUUACGAAUCACAUACCUAUUAUGCUUUCCUAUCAAAAAACACUAUACAUGCAUAAUGGUGACCUCUAUUCUAGGUCCGUUUAUAAUAACCUCUGUACAUUUAGGAAUGUAAAUAAGAAAAUAACCAUUUUAAUUACAACUGUCUUUGAAAUGAACAAAACGCUUAUCUACUACUUGUUUUUUUUUUUGUGGGUUUUGUUGAAUUUUUAGUUAUUUGUAAAUUAGCGGCAAUUGUAAGUUUAUAGAUAUAAAUAUUUUAUAUAUUGUGUAUAUUUUUUUUUGUUGUUUAUAAUUAUUAAAUUAUUUUAAAUUUUCCAGUUUCAGAAAACUGAUUAUUUGUAGCUGUGGUCUUACAUGCAAAAUAAAAAAUAUAUAAAUAUUUGAUUCUUCUCUUUCCUUUUUAUAGAAUCCAAAUUUUUAGAACAAUAACUGCAUAAUACCAUAAUACUGAUUAAUUGAAAUUAUAUUCUUUUAUUUUAAAUAUCAGCAUGAAAAUGACGUUUCUCAGUCAUUUUGAUUACAAUUAUUAAUAUAUUAUAAAGAGGUAAUAGGUACAUAUAAAAUAAAGGCAAUUUCAACAGACGCAUCCUAGGCUAAGUUUUUUGCGAGAGCUCUCGAAAAACAUGUAUUCCUGAAAAAAAAAAACAAUAGUAUUCAUACUUCUAGUAAAUGGUUUAACGUUUCUAGAAUGGCCAAUGAAAAUAAAACAUUAUUUUUGGAGUUUCUCAAAGAGAAAUAUUUUUGCGUAUCCAUCUUUCAAUGUAGUGAGUAGCACUCUCACUAACCCCUAAAAAUUUAAAUCUUUUCAAGUGGAAUAUUCAUACACUUGGAUACCAGCACAAAUACAAGACCACAAUGAAAAACGCCAAUGGUGGCAUGGAAAUUAAAGAGACGAAGGUCAACUCAAGGAGCACGGAGGAGGCUAAACGUUUUUCUGGAAAGGGAAGAAAGAGAAUACAGAAUAUACGUCGAAUCCACAGAGUCGGUUUCGCCAUGAAAAAUGAAUGGAUGAACCAUUUGCUGAGCUUCCAUCCGGAAUAUGCGAAAGACUGAUGACACUGCGGCUUAACCUCAGCAACAACCAACAAGUUAUGCCAAUCAGCGCCUACGCAACAAUGAUCACAACUGACGAGAACCAAGAAGGGGAAUUUCAUGCCCAGCUUUAUGAAACCAUAUCAUCUGUACCUAGAUCUGAUAAAUUUGUUCUCUUAGGUGAUUUUAACGCCCAGGUCAGUACACAGUCAGAUCUAUGGAAAGGUGUGAUCGGCGAGAAAGGGGUCGGUAAAAUGAACUCGAACGGAGUUCGGCUACUAACCACAUGCUCAGAAUAUGGCCUUAUAAUGUCGAAUACACUUUUUUGGCAAAAGAAAAAAUUCAAGACUUCCUGGCAACACCCUAGGUCAAAGCACUAGCAUCUAAUCGAUUAGGUAUAUAAUUGUACGUUCCGGCUGGAACGAGCCAGAAUGAACUUGCGCAUUCUACCAAGGCGAAGAUGUCAAAAAAAGCAGUUCAAACGCAAAUUUACCAUUGAACUCCUUCAAGACGAUCAUAUCAGGACAAACUUCAAAGUCUCUCUAAGCCAGAAACUUCGGCACUGAGGAGCACUGGAAUAUAUUGAAGACCGCAAUAUAUGCUACAUGACUCGAUGAAAAUAAACAUCAAGAGUGGUUUGAUGAGAACACACUUGACUAUAAAUUAAAGACAUAGAGAAAUUUUCAGUCAUCGCUAACGAAAAUCUUUAAUUGUUUGAUAAAAUACCAAUUUGGAUAAGAAAUAAAAAUGCG